Molecule: messenger RNA, 1534 nt
Organism: Schizosaccharomyces japonicus yFS275
Lineage: Eukaryota; Fungi; Ascomycota; Schizosaccharomycetes; Schizosaccharomycetales; Schizosaccharomycetaceae
Product: UDP-galactose transporter Gms1
Exons: 4
Coding region: 96-935 (279 amino acids)
Biological process (GO): UDP-galactose transmembrane import into Golgi lumen; UDP-galactose transmembrane transport; pyrimidine nucleotide-sugar transmembrane transport
Cellular component (GO): membrane; Golgi membrane
Molecular function (GO): pyrimidine nucleotide-sugar transmembrane transporter activity; UDP-galactose transmembrane transporter activity
Source: RefSeq, a predicted model, not a curated record
CUGACUUCCCAAACUCACCACCACCUGAACUACUCUUUACUGAAAUCGCUCUCAACCAGAGCACUCUGGAAUAGGAACUGCUUUUCUCGUUUAUUAUGGCUAUGGGAGAAGUUACAGCAUGGCAUGGGAUUCCAAUGAAAUAUAUUUCAUUGGUUCUCCUCACGUUCCAGAACUCUGCACUUAUUUUGAUUCUUCACUACUCAUGUAUUAUGCCUGGUUAUGAGGACAAACGGUACAUCACCUCCACGGCCGUUCUCUUGAACGAGUUAAUAAAGUUGUCCGUUUGUUCAGCGGUUGCUUACAAUCAAUUCCGCAAGAAUGCCGGUGCUGAUGCCCGCAAAAACGCAUUUUUGCGCGAGAUCUUCUCAAAUGACAGCUGGAAACUUGCUAUUCCUGCUUUCUUGUACACCUUGCAAAACAAUCUUCAAUACGUUGCCGCUGGAAAUUUGCCCGCUGCAACGUUUCAAGUGACGUAUCAAUUGAAGAUUUUGACGACGGCUUUGUUUUCGGUUCUGCUUUUGGGACGUAGAUUGAGCCUUAUGAAAUGGUGUUCGCUUGUCGUUCUUACCGCCGGUAUUGCCGUUGUCCAACUUCAAAACCUUCAAGGUGGUUCAUCUUCGGAAGAAAACAGCGAGCUUAAUGCCAAGACCGGUUUUGUUGCUGUCAUCGUUGCUUGUUUGAUCAGCGGUUUGGCUGGUGUCUACUUCGAAAAAGUUCUGAAGGGCACAAAGUCUUCUCUUUGGAUUCGUAACAUUCAAUUGUCCUUCUUUUCUCUCGUUCCAUGUGUCUUUACUAUCUUUUGGAAAAUGCCGCAGACAUCGUUACUCAUGGUUUCUUUUUUGGAUACAACUAUGUGGUUUGGACAGCUAUCUUUUUCCAAGCCUUUGGCGGUAUUGUCGUCGCGUUGUGUGUUGCUUUUGCCGACAACAUUAUGAAGAACUUCGCUACAAGUAUCAGUAUUUUAAUUUCGUUCGUUGCAAGCGUUUACUUUUUUGAUUUCGCCAUCAGCGCUAGCUUUCUCGUCGGAAGUGGCAUGGUCAUUCUGGCUACCUUUUUGUACACACGGCCUGAAAAGAAAAGUAUCUCAAAGGAGUCUUACAUUCCUCUCACCGUGACGCCAAAUACUCAUGAAAACAACAACGCUGCUACUAAAGCUUAAAUAGGAUUUUUGUCUAUAAAUGUUUCGUUCUUUGCUUGUCGCAAACGUGCAACGUUGGCUGCCCGCCCUUCACGACGUAUGGUCUGCUCUCUCACCGUAUGCUAGUCGUUCGUCAUUCUUUAGGGCAGGUUGGUAAAAUUAACGAAAUGAGCUGCUAUCGAAAUACAACACUCGAAGCAAGGAACUGGUUCAUAAUGUCGAGAGUGAGAGGUCUAUUGGAAGCAGUUGUCUGUAAUGUUAAAAUUACAAAACUAUCCCCGCAGCCAACAAUUUUUUUUAAUGUAACGUGUUCUUUAGUUAUAAUUUGUUCCUUGUCUACUAUAUAUACACGCAUGUUCUUCAACUAUUUUCAUCUAUCAUACUUGUAUUCUCCCG